Messenger RNA from Trypanosoma cruzi, 1518 nucleotides. Its product is annotated as trans-sialidase, putative. Gene Ontology annotation, molecular function: exo-alpha-sialidase activity. Gene Ontology annotation, biological process: oligosaccharide catabolic process; ganglioside catabolic process. The transcript has a single exon. The record is from RefSeq and is a predicted model, not a curated record. Gene Ontology annotation, cellular component: membrane; intracellular membrane-bounded organelle; cytoplasm. NCBI's taxonomy places the organism in Eukaryota, Euglenozoa, Kinetoplastea, Trypanosomatida, Trypanosomatidae. The annotation marks the transcript as partial.
AUGCUCUCACGUGUUGCUGCAGUGAAGGCACCCCGCACACACAACCGUCGCCGCUUGACCGGAUCGAGCGGAAGGAGGAGGGAAGGAGGAGAGAGUGAGCCGCAGAGGCCCAACAUGUCCCGGCGUGUGUUCUAUUCCGCGGUGCUCCUCCUCCUCCUCCUCGUGAUGUGGAUGUGCUGCGGCCCCUGUGAGGCUGCGGCCGCAUCGACGGGUGAGAAUUCAGUGAAUGCGCGGCUGCCACGGAGAUUUGAUCUAUUUGUGCCGCAGACGACGGUGUUGCUGCCGAGAGGUGGAGUUAAUUCGGAAAAGAAGUGGAAUUCAUUUGCUUCACCCUCUCUUGUCAGUGCUGGUGGCGUAAUUGCUGCCUUCGCCGAAGGUCACCCGAGCUCCAAAGAAUCCAAUAACGCAUCAAGUGAGCCCUCUUCUGAUGCAGUUGCUUGGUACAUUGACUCUGCGUGGGAUUGGUCCACCCUUGUUGCUGAGGUCAAAAAAAGUACAUGGCAGGCACACACCGUGCUCGGUAAAGCGGAUGGAACGGAGCGUUUUGAUGUUGUGCUCCGCCCCACAACCACCACGAAGGACAAUAAGGUGUUUCUUCUUGCGGGAAGCUCUGAUGCGUCCAAUGUAAAUGAGAGUUGGAGUCAUGGCGGCUUGAAACUGAAACUAGUUGUGGGUGAUGUCAGGAAGCCUACGGACAGCGAGCAGAGUGGAUGGAUCAAUUGGGGCGAAGUCCAAUCACCGUUGAACGAGACCACUGGAGCUGUUCAAGGAAGAAAAUUGACGGGGUUUGUUGCUUCUGGUGGCGCAGGUGUUUUGAUGGAGGAUGGCACGCUUGUGUUUUCUCUGAUGGCGAAGAGUGAAGAAGAAGACGUUUACUCCAUGAUCAUUUAUUCGAAGGACAACGGCAGUACCUGGGCGCUCUCAAACAGUGUUUCUUCUGCGAAAUGCGUUAACCCCCGCAUCACCGAGUGGGAGGGAAAGCUUCUCAUGAUUGUUGACUGCGAGAGUGGCCAGAGGGUGUACGAGUCGCGAGACAUGGGGAGAUCGUGGACGGAGGCCAUCGGGGGGCUAUUGGGCAUUUGGGUCAAGUCACAAUCGGGAGCCUCUCAGGAUUUAAGCCUGCAUGUGGAGGCCCUCAUCACCGCGGCCAUUGAGGGAAGGAAGGUCAUGUUGUACACACAGAGAGGGUACGUUUCGGGGGAGAAUAAGGCCACUGCGCUCUACGUUUGGGUGACGGACAACAACCGCUCGUUUCAUGUUGGACCGGUUGGCAUGGACAAUGCUGAAAAGGAGGAGCUUGCCAGCAGCCUGCUGUACUCGGGUGGCAAUCUGCAUCUUUUACAGCAGAGGGACAAUGGUGAAGGCAGUGUCAUGUCACUUUCCCGCCUGACGGAUGAACUGAGUACAAUCAAGUCCGUCCUCAGUACUUGGUCGCAAAAGGACAUUUUCUUCUCCAGCUUGUCUAUACCCACGGCGGGUCUGGUGGCAGUUUUGUCCGGUGCGGCCAGUGAUGGGAGG